Messenger RNA from Equus quagga, 975 nucleotides. RefSeq names its product olfactory receptor 11H12. The transcript has a single exon. Gene Ontology annotation, biological process: G protein-coupled receptor signaling pathway. The record is from RefSeq and is a predicted model, not a curated record. Lineage: Eukaryota; Metazoa; Chordata; Mammalia; Perissodactyla; Equidae. Gene Ontology annotation, molecular function: olfactory receptor activity; G protein-coupled receptor activity. Gene Ontology annotation, cellular component: membrane. Bases 28 to 975 code for a protein of 315 amino acids.
CUCUUGACUUUGCAGGUUACUGACCCAAUGAAUGUCUCUGAGCCAGAUUCCAGCUUUGCUUUUGUAAGAGAAUUUUUACUCCUAGGGUUUUCUUGUGAGUGGAAGAUUCUGAUCCUCCUCUUCUCACUCUUCACCACAACAUAUGCUCUGACUAUAACAGGGAAUGGAGCCAUUGUUUGUGCUCUAUGGUAUGACCGGCGACUCCACAUCCCCAUGUACAUAUUCCUGGGGAAUUUCUCCUUUCUAGAGAUCUGGUAUGUCUCUUCUACAGUCCCCAAGAUGUUGGUCAACUUCCUCUCAGAUGAAAAGACCAUCUCCUUUGCUGGCUGCUUCCUCCAGUUUUAUUUCUUUUUCUCUUUGGGAACAUCUGAAUGCUUCCUUUUGGCCGUCAUGGCCUUUGAUCGGUACCUUGCUAUCUGCCGUCCCUUGCACUACCCUAAUAUCAUGACUGGGCAUCUCUGUACCAAACUGGUCAUUAUCUGCUGGGUUUGUGGAUUUCUGUGGUUCCUGAUCCCCAUUGUUCUCAUCUCUCAGAUGUCCUUCUGUGGUCCAAAUAUUAUUGACCAUGUUGUGUGUGACCCAGGGCCACUAUUUGCAUUGUUGUGUGUUUCUGCCCCAAGAAUCCAAUUGCUUUGCUACACUCUAAGCUCAUUAGUCAUCUUUGGUAACUUCCUCUUCAUUCUUGGGUCCUAUACUCUUGUUCUAUUAGCUGUGUUGCGUAUGCCUUCAGCCACUGGGAGACAUAAGGCCUUCUCUACCUGUGGGUCUCAUUUGGCUGUGGUAUCACUGUUCUAUGGCUCUCUAAUGGUCAUGUAUGUGAGCCCAGGACUCGGCCAUUCUGCUGGGAUACAGAAAGUCGCAACUUUGUUCUAUGCUAUGGUGACUCCUUUCUUCAAUCCCCUCAUCUAUAGCCUCCGGAAUAAGGAGAUAAAGGCAGCCCUAAGGAAACUUCUGGGGAGUUUCAACACAAUCUAG